AUGUCAACAGCUACACAUCAAAGUCAAUCAUCAAAUAUAAAUCGAUAUCCUGAACUAAAACUAUCGUGGUCUGGUGAUUAUGAAUCGCUGAAAUUGUUUGUUGAUAGCGAAUUAAAUUUCGAAGGAACAUGGUCAUCGAUCGGUGGGGAGAAAAAGUUGUUUAAAAGCAACAACGUUGAUAUCCAUUGGUGGGCUAAAAAGAAGUUUCUUAGGAUAGAGGGAAAGCAGGCAAGUGAAGUCAAACGUUCAAUUCUGAUGUUGAUUCUGCAUGACAUUGGUUCUGACGACCAUAAUAUUCGCUCGUCUCAUAACAUGUGUAAAUGCCCUGAAGUCAGUUCUGAUAUCGAAGGCGUUAAAUUGGAUGUCACUAUCUUGGAAUCAACAGUGAAACAACAGGCAAAUACGCUUGUUAGAAUGCAGGAAACCUUGGCGAAAUUAGAAGCAUCGACAACCGAUGCAAAAUCUAUACCGUUGGAUCAACUAAGUAAAUCUCCCAAUAAUACAUCGGCUGAAUGUGUUGUACAAUGUACGAAUUAUAAUAGCCCCAUUGCGUCUGUGAUUACACCUACUCGCUUGUAUUUCUCGGACGAACCUGAGCAGAAUAAUACGGACAAUAUAAUCGAAAAGCAGAAUAAUACGGACAGUAUAGUCGAAACCUUAGUAGGACAGUAUAGUCGAAACCUUAGUAGGAAAGUAUUUGCCUAG
This is a messenger RNA of Paramuricea clavata, 705 nucleotides long. Lineage: Eukaryota; Metazoa; Cnidaria; Anthozoa; Malacalcyonacea; Plexauridae. The record is from the annotation of a GenBank genome assembly.